Messenger RNA from Klebsormidium nitens, 1556 nucleotides. Lineage: Eukaryota; Viridiplantae; Streptophyta; Klebsormidiophyceae; Klebsormidiales; Klebsormidiaceae. The record is from the annotation of a GenBank genome assembly.
GUAACAGUAAGAAGGGGCGAGUUUGAUAAUGCGGUUCGAACGUUCCGAUUCCAACUUGGCGUGCCUAUUCACACCAGGUUGAACGCCGUCCAACCUGAAGGGAUCCCCAAACUUCAUCAUCAUGACACAAGCUGUGAAGAGAAAUGCAAAAAUGGCGGCCGCCAAGGAGAGGUGGCGCCUUCUCGCCAAGGCCUGCACGGGCAAGCGAAGUGGCACGGCCAGUCCCGAGAACAAUGAGAUUCAGCACUCAAUAUCCAGAGUUGCUGCAGGGAGCUUUGGUUUUGUAAAGUCCACAGCAAUUCAGCGAGCAUCUGUCACAGAUCAGUCUGGGAGACCUGGUGAAGCGUUGCUUGCAACGGACCCCUUGCAUCAACACGUGUCUUACGAGGUGGUCAAGCCAGGUGGCCAGACGGUGGAGAUUAUUUUGAGGCAACGAAGAGCAGGAUGCAUAUCGUUAGCCGACCACAGGCUUUCCCAGGCGUGCGGAGUUGACAGCACUGGCAUCGUUUGUCUUUGGCCUGCCGAGGAAGUAUUGACGCACUAUUGCUCCCAGCACCCUGAACUCUUCCAGGGCCGUCGGGUACUCGAGCUGGGCGCGGGGUACGGGCUCGCGGGGCUGGCCGUGGCUGCGUGCACCGAAGCGGGCGAGGUGGUGAUUACGGACGGGAACCCCCAGGUUGUGAAUGCGAUCCAACACAACAUCCGGAUCAAUGCGCACCUGUUUGGCGAGACGGCUGUUCGCGCGGAACCGUUGACGUGGGGCGAUGACGCUUCCGCACGGGCUGCGGGCGGGCCGUUUGACGUCAUCAUCGCUGCAGACUGCACGUUCUUCAAGGACUUCCAUGCCCAAUUGGCGGGCACCAUCAAGUUGCUUCUCAACCAUGCAUCUGCCCCGGGCACGUCUCGGACGUCAACGGACGGGGCUGAGGACCCGGUUGAGCCGAAACCGGUUCCUUCGACCUCUUAUGCCAGCAUUCUUGUAGCAGACGCCGGACUUGCACGAGAUUUGGUGGCUUCGUCAAUGAGUGAGGCCAGAGAGGAUUCAUUGUUGCAAUCAGACGGACUGAAGGCGACUAGAGCAUCGCAGUCCGAGGGGGAAAGUGCGAAGUGGCGGCUAUGGGAAGAGAGCGACGGUUCUAGAACAACGGCUGGGAACAGAUCAGAGGUCACGUGCGAGAUAGGUGAGGCAAAAACGCCCGAAGAGCAGGUCAGGAGCGAGGACAUCAAUGCGUACCAUGCAUUGAAUCCCACCUUCGAAGUAAAUGAGAAGAGCCUGUCUACUUUCCGGACAGAUGACAUGAAAGACGACGGGCUGGAGCCGAACGAGCCCAUUGCUUUGCUGUUCAAUCCGCGACGAGGGGGGACGUUAGACAAAUUCGUUGACAUAGCUACUCGAGUAGGUCUUCGUGCAGAGUUGAGCGAGAGCUUUGAUAAGGACUUGGACAGGAAGAUUGAACGCUUGAGAGGAGGAGAGUGCGCAGAGUGGCCUGGAUUUGAUGAAGAGCACUGUCGCCCGAUCAUGUUGAUCCUCAGACAUUGUGAAUUUGAGUAAGUGU